This is a messenger RNA of Danaus chrysippus (African queen), 840 nucleotides long. The record is from the annotation of a GenBank genome assembly. NCBI's taxonomy places the organism in Eukaryota, Metazoa, Arthropoda, Insecta, Lepidoptera, Nymphalidae.
AUGGUGUUCAAGGCUGGAAUUUUGUUAAUAUCGCUCCUAGUUGGAAGCCUGGCUUUGCCCUUAAAUGAGGAACAAGACAAUUCUAUUUUCUUUGAUAACACCGUCGUCAAUCCUUCAAUAAUUGGUGGAGAUGUUUCCCCGCUCGUCCCACACAUGGUUUCUUUGAGCAGUGGUAGCAUGAUAAGGAGUUUCUUCUGUGGAGCCUCUUUAAUAAGUGAAAGGCAUGUACUAACUGCAGCUCACUGUAUCAGUGCCAGCCUGAGUGAUGGAUCUUUGUCAAGCUCUAUUCGUGGUAAGGUUGGCAGCGUCUCCCAAUACUUGGGUGGAUCUGAUUAUUCAUUUUCACAAGGUGCCAUCCAUCCAGACUACAACAGUAGAUCAAUCAAAAACGAUAUUGGAUAUUUGAUGACCUCCGUUCCUGUUGUUUUGGGUGACAAUGUGAAGCCAGUUGCAUUAAGUUUUGAUUUCGUUGGAGGAGAUGUUCCUACCAUAGUCAAUGGUUGGGGAAGGACCGUAGUAGGUGGACCAGCAUCUCUAGUACUGAGGGAACUUCGUCCAUUCACGGUAGAUGGCGAACAAUGCGUAAAAGAUGUAGACAGGAGGAAGCAGGAGCUUAACAGACCCAAUACACCAUCUGUAGAUCCCGAGAUUGAAAUCUGCGCCUACCUUCGAGCCAAUAGUGGCAUGUGUCAUGGUGACUCCGGUAGUGCCCUAGUGGAUCUCAGAAAUAACAAGCAGAUCGGUUUAGCGUCCUGGGUUCUGCCAUGUGCUCGUGGAGCUCCAGACAUGUUCGUGAGAGUCAGCGCCUACCAGUCAUGGAUUCAGCAGAUCUUGAAUUAA